Molecule: messenger RNA, 2595 nt
Organism: Dendroctonus ponderosae (mountain pine beetle)
Lineage: Eukaryota; Metazoa; Arthropoda; Insecta; Coleoptera; Curculionidae
Gene: Ssrp
Product: FACT complex subunit Ssrp1
Exons: 10
Coding region: 182-2431 (749 amino acids)
Cellular component (GO): FACT complex; nucleus
Molecular function (GO): nucleosome binding; DNA binding; histone binding
Source: RefSeq, a predicted model, not a curated record
AUAGCGUCAAUUGUCAUCAUCUAUGGUUGUCAUUAACCUCAAUGUCUAACAACUUGCUGAAAACGUUUAGCAACAAAAAGCACACCGGGUAGUUUAAUUUCAAAUUGCUAUUACUUCAGUUCAAGAAGCGUCUUGAAGUUUUUAUUGUAUCUACCGUGUUGAUCCAAAGUAACGAUCUAAUAUGGACUUUUUGGAAUACUCCGACAUAUCUGCAGAGAUCAAGGGAUCUUUGACACCAGGAAAACUGAAAAUGACCGACCAGAGUAUCAUUUUCAAAAACAGCAAAACAGGCAAAGUGGACCAAGUUCCUGCUUCUGAAUUCGAAGCUGUUAACUUCCAGAAUUUUGCCGGAAGUUGGGGCAUUAGGGUGUUUCUGAAAAAUGGGACCCUACACAGAUAUGCUGGAUUCAAGGAGUCCGAAAAGGAAAAAAUUGCAAAGUUCUUUUCCAAUUCUUAUAAAAUCGAUAUGCUAGAGAAGGAACUGAGUCUUAAGGGGUGGAAUUGGGGCACAGCCAAGUUUAGCGGUUCGGUAUUAAGUUUCGAUAUUGGCGAUAAAAGUGCGUUUGAAGUGCCCUUAAAUCAUGUGUCUCAGUGUACUGUUGGAAAAAACGAAAUUACAAUGGAGUUUCAUCAGAACGAUGAUGCUCCAGUGAGCCUGAUGGAAAUGCGUUUCUUCAUUCCAGCAAGUGAAUUGGCUGGAGAUACUGAUCCAGUGGAAGCUUUCCAAGAACAGGUCAUGUCGAAAGCAAGUGUUAUAAGUAUUUCAGGAGACGCUAUAGCAAUAUUUCGGGACUUACUUUGUACUACCCCUCGUGGUCGAUAUGAUAUAAAACUUUAUCAGUCGUUCUUCCAACUUCACGGUAAAACUUUUGAUUACAAAAUACCGAUAACCACAGUGCUGCGCCUGUUUAUAUUACCCCAUAGAGAUGGCAGGCAAAUGUUCUUCGUUGUUAGUUUAGAUCCUCCAAUCAAACAGGGUCAAACUAGGUACCAUUUUAUUGUUUUUCUUUUUAACCAAGAAGACGAAACAUCACUAGAAUUACCGUUUACAGAAGAAGAAUUGAAGGAGAAAUACGAAGGAAAUCUUGAGAAGGAAGUGUCUGGACCUACCUAUCAAGUUUUGGGCAAAAUAAUGAAGCAUGUUGUAGGAAGAAAACUUACGGGACCCGGUAGUUUUAUAGGUCAUAGUGGGACACCUGCAAUUGGUUGUUCAUUCAAAGCAGCUGCUGGCUUUUUAUAUCCACUUGAAAGAGGGUUUAUUUAUGUGCAUAAACCUCCACUUCACAUUCGAUUUGAGGAAAUCGCUUCCGUUAACUUUGCCAGAGGUGGAGGCAGCACGAGAUCCUUUGAUUUCGAAAUUGAGUUAAAAUCGGGCACUGUUCACACGUUCAGCAGCAUUGAAAAGGAAGAAUAUUCGAAACUGUAUGAUUUCAUCACGUCGAAGAAACUCAACAUUAAAAACAGAGGAAAAGGAGAUAAAGCUUCCUAUAAGGAUGACUUUGGAAAUUCCGAUGAAGAAGCUGCUCCUGAUGCCUACCUGGAGCGCGUGAAAGCAGAAGGUCAAGAAAGAGAUGAAGACGACGACGAUGACGACGAUGAUGAGAGCACAGAUGAAGAUUUCGAUCCAGAUGCGAUUAAAAAGCGGGACAGUGACGUUGCUGAAGAAUUUGAUAGCAACCCAAGUUCAAGCGCUAGCGAUGAAGACGAAGAUGCUUCCGAUGAGGGUGAAAGAAAGGAGAAAAAGAAAAAGGAAAAAAAGAAGAAACCUACGAAAGCCCCUUCAUCAAAACCAAUAAAACGUAGAGAGAAAAAGGAAAAGGAUGAAAAUAAACCGAAAAGAGCGUCGACAGCAUUUAUGAUCUGGCUGAAUGCUAGUAGGGAACAAAUAAAGAAAGACAACCCCGGUAUCAAAGUGACGGAAAUAGCCAAAAAGGGUGGAGAAAUGUGGAGGGAAAUGAAGGAUAAAAGUGAAUGGGAGAAAAAAGCAGCUAAAGAAAAGGAGGAAUACACGAAGGCCAUGGCCGAAUACGUUGCAUCAGGAGGCGGCGCGGACGCAAAAUCAUCCUCCUCCAAGAGUGCAACUUCGAAAAAACCAGCGAAAAAGUCGGCGACCAAAGUGCCAGAGUUGAGUAACUCAGGAACCUUUAAGAGCAAAGAAUUUAUCGAGGAGUCGGACAGCAGUUCAGACGAGGACAAAAAGAAGAAACCCGUCAAAGAUAAUAAGAAGGCUGAUGCCGGCGAUAAGAAUGCAAAGGGAACUAAGAGAAAGAAGGAAAGUGAUGAUGAAAAAGACACAAAAAAGGCACCAAAGAAACCCGAUAGCAAAUCAAAAUCUAAGAAAAAAGAAAGCGAUGAGGAACUUGAAGAUGAGGAGGAAAUCCUCAGUUCACCUGAAGCAAGCGACGCCAGUGGGGACGAUGAGAGUGAUUAAGCGGGAACGUUGUGUAUUUUUCUUUUGUUUUAGUGGGAUAAGAGCAGACGAGAUUGAGUGAGUGGCCGUUAUUAAUGAAUUUUCUAUUUGUUUAAAUGAACUCAAUGUUUUGUAGCCCGUUACUCUACGUGAUAAUUAUCUCAAUAAACAUUUAUUAACUAACA